Cylicocyclus nassatus is the source of this 1476-nucleotide messenger RNA. The record is from the annotation of a GenBank genome assembly. NCBI's taxonomy places the organism in Eukaryota, Metazoa, Nematoda, Chromadorea, Rhabditida, Strongylidae.
AUGCAGCGGGCCAAGAUGCGACCGCUGCUGCUCUUCCUAGCCAUGUUUGCUGCUGCCGGAGCCAAAUUAUUCGCGGACGAGUCGUCAGAAGAUACACCACUCGUGAUGAAUGUGCCGGUGGAUCCGAACGCUAUGAUCAGGGUUGCACGAUUUGAGCCAUACCGCAAGCGAAGGACUGCCUUAGAAAUGUAUACCUCGAUUAUUCUGAUUGCACUUAUACUUAUUUCAUUUACCAGUUGUCAAUGGGGUGGAGAUAAUCAAGAAGGUGGUGAAGGAAGUGGUGGCGGACGACGAGGUGGAGGAGGUCGAGGAGGUGGAAACGGUGAAGGAAGAGGCGGAGGUGGACGCGGUGGUGGAGGUCGCGGCGGAGCUGGCGGAGAACCAGGUGGAGGUGGUGGAGGAGGUGCUGGAGGAGGUGACUGGGAGAACGAAGGAGGUGGUGGAGGUGGACGAGGUGGUGGAGGUGGACGAGGUGGUGGAGGCCGCGGUGGAGGUGGUGGAGGAGGUGAUGAUUGGGAAAACGAAGGAGGUGGAGGAGGUGGACGAGGUGGUGGAGGCCGCGGCGGAGGUGGUGGAGGACGAGGUGGAGGUGGUGGAGGUCAGGGAAGUUGGAAUGGACAACAAGGUGGAUGGCAAGGAGGAGGCGGAGGACCAGGUCGAGGAGGAUGGAGUGGAGGUGGUCGCGGAGGAUGGGGUGGCGGCGGUGGUUUGGGAGGCUGGGGCGGUCGAGGACCGGGAGGUUGGAGUCCUGGAGGAAGAGGAGGUUGGCCACCACAUCGUGGCGGUUUUGGUGGACCCAGAGGUGGCGACUGGGGAAGACCCAGAGGCUACGGAGCUCCGAGGGUCGGUGAAGGUGAAGUUGGAGGAAAUGGGGAAGGAUCACGAGGUGGAUAUGGGGAGAAUUGGCAAGGAGGAGGACAGGGUCAAGGAGGCUAUGGUGGACAGCAACAAGGCGCGUGGCAGGCAGGGAACGGAGGCCAAGCUCAAGGAGGCUACGGUGUCCAACAAGGAGAUGCGUGGCAGGCAGGAAACGGAGGCCAAGCUCAAGGAGGCUAUGGUGUUCAGCAAGGAGGUGCAUUGGAGCAGGCAGGAAAUGGAGGACAAGGAGGCUACGGUGUCCAACAAGGAGGCUCGUGGCAGGGAAAUGCAGGUCAAGGAGGCUAUAAUGGGCAAGGAACCGCAUGGCAGGGAGACAAGGAGGUUAUGGGGUGCAACAAGGAGGCACGUGGCAAGGAGGAGCUCAAGGAGGGUGGAGCGAAAGCGGGCAUGAAAGAUGGAGUGGCGCCGGCAGUCCCGGCAGUUGGGGCGGGCGAAGUCCCUGGGGUUGGGGCGGCCAUGGUUAUGGAGGAUGGCACCCAAGAGGUUUUUGGUCACAUGGCUAUGGUUGGGCUGGAAGAGGUUGGCGGUGGGGAUGGCUGUAUUAAGACAUCAACGGAAGAAAACCGCUACCUCGAUGUUCCACCCGAUAGUGAUUGA